CUCUCUCUACUCUCCACCCUUUUCUCUCUCUUGCAAGUUUAUUCCUAUAUUUGAUUCUACUUAGAUCCCAUAUUCUUCAUAGUUGAAUCCGUUUUCUUUUCUAUGCUUAUACGGAACGCCAUUGCCUAUAUAUUUCUCUUCACCCUCUUCCUCAAACUGUUUUCUUUGACACACCUAUACAACUGAAACUCAAAAACAACAACAACAAUCUAUUAAAAAUCAACAACAACAACAAAAAAACCUGGUUUCAAUGCAAUUCGCCGAAAAAAUGCAACCCCAUAAGAUGGAAUUCCGUGACUACAUCGAAGCAUUGGAGGAAGAAAGAAGAAAAAUUCAGGUUUUCCCCAGAGAACUUCCUCUGUCAUUGGAGCUUGUCACGCAAGCCAUUGAAGCAUGUAGGCAACAGUUGUCAGGAACGACGACGGAGUGCAAUUUGUAUGGCCAAUCGGAGUGUUCGGAGCAGACAUCAAUGGAAGAAGGCCCAGUUUUUGAGGAGUUCAUUCCUAUGAAGAAAAUAGCAUCCCCUGAAGAAGAAGAAGAAGAAGAUGAUGAUGAUGUUGUUGAUGAUGAUGACCAACAUUCUCAUAAGAAUAAGAGCAUGAACAUCACUGAUAAAAAGAAAUCGGAUUGGCUCAGAUCUGUUCAGUUGUGGCAUCAUGAUCCCACUCCUGCUAAAGAGGAUGUGCCUAGAAAAACAAAUGUUGUGGAAGUGAAGAGAAAUGGUGGUGCUUUCCAACCAUUCCACAAAGAGGAAAGUACUAAUGGAAAGGCUAAUAUAUCACCAGCUGUUAAAGCACCCUCUUCACCACCAGUACCUGCUACAAGUUCAACAGGACCAGUCAGAGUAGAAAAUGCUGUGAGCAACAAAAGAGAGGAGAAAGGACAGAAUCAGAGAAAGCAGCGCCGGUGUUGGUCACAGGAAUUGCACAAGCGCUUCUUGCAUGCCCUUCAGCAACUUGGCGGUGCAGAUUCUGCCACACCUAAACAGAUCAGGGAUCAAAUGAAGGUUGAUGGUCUCACCAAUGAUGAAGUCAAAAGUCAUUUGCAGAAAUUUCGUCUGCACACCAGAAGGAGCCCCAUUAUGCACAAUAAUGGUAAUUCACCAACAGCUCCUUUGUUCCUUGUUGGGAACAUUUUUGUUCAACCACCAGAAUAUGCUCCCAUGGCAACCUCAACAGCAUCAGGGGAAUUGACCACAGUUACUGCUUCUACUGGAAUUUAUGCUCCUGUGGCUUCACAUCCUCCAGCUGUUACACACACAUCAACUCCUCCUUCAAUUAAGAAGGCACAGUUUAAACAAUUAGAGGUGUCUGAGCAUUCACAUUCAGGAGAAAGGGCUAAUCACAGUGAAGGGGCUGUUAAUUCAAACUCCCCUACCUCAUCAUCCUCCACUCAGACCACCACAACUUCACCUGGCUGUUGAUUUUUUCAAGAUGUUGUAAAAAAAAGUUUUGUAACUAAACUGUUGUAGCUAUUCUCUUCUGACUUUUUAUUUUUAUUUUACUUCUUUCCUGUUGUAUGGAACUUAAAUUAUAGAGUGGUGAAAAUAUACAGAAAG
Molecule: messenger RNA, 1558 nt
Organism: Gastrolobium bilobum
Lineage: Eukaryota; Viridiplantae; Streptophyta; Magnoliopsida; Fabales; Fabaceae
Product: transcription factor HHO2-like
Exons: 5
Coding region: 251-1423 (390 amino acids)
Biological process (GO): regulation of DNA-templated transcription
Molecular function (GO): DNA binding; DNA-binding transcription factor activity
Source: RefSeq, a predicted model, not a curated record